AUGAUAGACAUUUUUGCUGCUCUACACUAUUCAGAAGAGAGGCAAGUUACUUUUACGGUCUUUCAACUAGAAGGGGCCGCCCGUUCUUGGUGGAAUAUCAAACGAACCAAAUGGGAGAGAGAGCAGACACCAAGAACGUGGAUGAACUUCGUAAGGGAGUUUAACGCCAAGUACUUCCCGCCUUUGAUCCAGGAAAAGAAGGAAGACGAGUUCAUCCGACUUCGCCAAGGCACCCAAUCAGUGGCCGAGUACGAGAACCAGUUUACCCGCUUGUCUAAAUUUUCCCCUGAACUUAUUCUGACGGAACAUAGGACGGUGAGACGUUUUAUUCAGGGGCUUAACGUGGAAAUCCAAAAGGACUUGGAUGUAGCCCAAAUCACUACUUUUAGUGAUGCAGUUGAGAAGGCUUUGCGAGCUGAGAACGCAAGGCUCCAAGUGAGGAACUUCCAGGUUCGCAAACGUGGGCUCUCGGGAGCCAGGGGUACUCAGCCAAGAGGUGGCCAAACUGGACGAGGUCAACAGAGGAGUGCUUCACAUGAGAGCUCAGCCACUGUUUCUCGUGGCCCGUGUGGUUUCUGUGGGAAGCUAAACCAUGCGGAGAACAAUUGUUGGAGGAAAGAGAGGAAGCGCUUACGCUGUGGGAGCGCGGAGCACCAGAUCGCCAAUUGUCCGGUCCAAUCUCGAGAGAUGAUAGGGACUACGCAAUCAUCGAAGGCUACCUCGGAACAGUCGAAAGUGGAAGGAGUGAAACCGAAGGUGCCUGCUCGGGUGUAUUCUGUCGAGCAAUGCCCUGUCCCUGAUUCGGCGGAGGUGGUGGAAGCUAGGUAUGAUGCCCAGCUGGACUGUAAGAGGAAGGUAGUGGAAUUUCGUAUCCCUGGGGAGGCGACCUUAAGGCUAGAUGUGAGGGGCAGUCUAGCCUCAUCUGCAAUGCUUUCGGCUAUUCGGGCUAGAAAACUAUUGAGUAGAGGGGCACAAGGGUUCCUAGCCUUUCUCAUUAACACUCCCACCGAUAAGUUGAAAGUAGAAGAUGUUCUAGUAGUGGGUGAAUAUCCGGAUGUGUUUCCCGAUGAAUUAGUGAAUCUAUCACCGGAAAGAGAGAUAGAAUUUGAGAUUAACCUGUUAUCGGGGACUUCACCUAUCUCUAAGACCCCAUACCAUAUGGCACCUGCUGAAUUCAAGGAGUUGAAGUUGUAG
Messenger RNA from Coffea arabica (coffee), 1194 nucleotides. RefSeq lists its product as uncharacterized. The record is from RefSeq and is a predicted model, not a curated record. Lineage: Eukaryota; Viridiplantae; Streptophyta; Magnoliopsida; Gentianales; Rubiaceae.